GAAGAGUAGAAAUGUUCCGCGCUAGAGGAAUGAUCGUUGGAUGCGCUGGCGCUGGAAAAACAACUCUCCUUGAAAACCUAAAGAGGGUAAAAAGGAAUAAUGAAUUCGAAAAAACUGAGACAACUGUUGGCCUGGAGGUCCAUGAGGAUUUGUUCGAAAUCAUAGACGACAAGCUAAUGGAUUUCAGUACCAAUGAAGAUGGGCUGCCUAUCAGAGGAAUUCAAUAUGAGAGCAGUCAUGGGAAAAAGUUGAUUAGCAUGACUGACUUUGCAGGACAAGUAGCUUAUUAUGCCUGCCACCAAGUUUACUUGUCAAAAAGAGCGUUUUAUCUCAUUGUUAUCGAUAUGUCCAAAGAACUUAAAGAAAAAGUAUGCAAGCACAAUGUUGACCGUCAUAAUCCAAAAGGAUCUUUAUUCCAUGCAUGGAAAUACAAAGAAUGUGAUAUCGGCUUUUAUGGCACAAACUGUACAAAUAGAUGCUUAAACUGUCUAAAUAGUGCAUGUAACGCUGGCAACGGGAUUUGUAUUCAGGGAUGUGAAGACGGAUACAUGGGUCAAAGAUGUGAACAAACUUGCAUAACGGGACGGUUCGGGCGAAAUUGUUCUAGUGUGUGUAACCGCAACUGUAGAUUGAAAUCGUGUGAAAACACACAGGGUGGGUGCACAAAUGGUUGUGAACCAGGAUGGGAGGGAUUCAAUUGUUCAGAAGAAGCAUUGAAUUUGAAAAUAGCAGACUCAAGGAUAACUGAUGCAGAUAAAGGUGUUUUGGCUGGAUCAUUAGCUACAAGCAUCAUUUUUAUUGGUGCUGUUACAAUCACAAUCAUAAUCAUUAUUAGACGGAGAAGAAACACCAAAGAGAGAUACACUGCAAAUCAACAACAAGGUUCGGGAUCAUUGAAUUUAAACGGAUUUGAAGAAAAUGAAAUAGAUGGCUUUGAUAACCCUGUUUAUAUAACAAAUUCUUUGGAAAAAACACAUUCUCCAAGACACAAUACCCUGAAGAUUUUUGAAUUACAAGCCAUCAUUGAAUCUAUGCCAGUCAGCGAGAAUGUUUCAUUUAAAAGUGAAUAUGAGAAAAUACCAAAAGGAGAAUUGUAUCCAUGUACCGAAUGGAAAAAGGUUGAAAAUGUUCCCAAAAAUCGAUUCCUGUCUGCUUUACCAUACGACCAUUCCAGAGUUAUUCUUAAGAAAUCUUGUCCAGGGGAAUCGGACUAUAUAAAUGCAAAUUACGUAAAGGACGUUCAAGGACAAAAAGCUUACAUUGCCACACAAGGGCCAAAACCAAAGACAUUUACCGACUUCUGGAGAAUGGUUUCGCAGGAAAACGUUUCAAUAAUUGUUUGUUUAACUAAUUUAAAGGAUGGUAUAAAGGCAAAAUGUGCACUUUAUUGGCCAAAUGCAAAUAGUAGAAUACAAAAUGGUUAUUUGUCUGUUCAACACCGAGAUGAAAAAGUAUAUGCUAACUACAUAGUCAGAAGAUUUUGGAUCCAGAACAUCUCUAACAAUUCGAAACGUGACGUCAUCAUGUUCCACUUCACGCAGUGGCCUGUUCAUGGUGCCCCAGAACCACUAAGUCUCGUGAUAUUUCAUCGUCACGUGAUGAAGAUGUCUAGAAUAUACCGGGGAAAAUAUACAUUAGUACAUUGCAGUGCGGGGAUUGGUAGAACCGGGAUUUACAUUGCGCUUGACGCCCUCUAUCGGCAGGCUGAAGAAACUGGAGAAAUUGAUGUUCCUCAUUAUUUGGAAAGUAUGAGAAAAGACCGAAUGAAUAUGAUGCAGGGGGAGAGACCAAUAUUACCAGUACCUGAUCACUCUGUGCCUAGGUCUGAUCAUAAAUGUUUCCUUUGUCUAAUGGAAUAA
This is a messenger RNA of Saccostrea cuccullata (small rock oyster), 1859 nucleotides long. RefSeq names its product receptor-type tyrosine-protein phosphatase delta-like. Lineage: Eukaryota; Metazoa; Mollusca; Bivalvia; Ostreida; Ostreidae. Gene Ontology annotation, molecular function: protein tyrosine phosphatase activity. Gene Ontology annotation, biological process: protein dephosphorylation. The record is from RefSeq and is a predicted model, not a curated record. The coding region runs from base 12 to 1859 and encodes 615 amino acids. The transcript has 15 exons.